AUGUUCACACGGCAGCUCAUGCAGGCGGCACCCAUCGCGGCGCACACCCGCGUCGCCGCUACCCGUGCAUGGCCCUCCACCACCCCCAUCAUCCGCAGGUCCUUGGCCACCAGUCGUCCCAACACGUCGCGGGCUUCGUUCCGUCAGCACCCUCCCCCUCCCCCGCAGAUGCACGACGUCACACCAGACACCACACGCCGCAACGCCAUCAUUGCUGGCAUCCUCCUCAGCGCUGCCCUUGGCGCCUGGUACUAUGAAACCACCACCAUGGGUGCAUACUCCAAGGAGCCCGAGUUUUCUGUCACGGUCGGCCGCGGUGCCAAGACGUGGUCGUUCCCUCGCAAGCCCAUGGCCGAGCUCGAGCAGAUGAUGCACCAGCACGAGAAGACUACCAGCCCUGGACGCAAGGGCAACCCCGUCCUGCGUUGGGACACCAACUAUGUCGCGUCCAACGAGCCGUGUGAGGACCGCAGCGCCGCUGAUGUGGUCCCCCGCGGUCCGGCUCGUAAGAGCUGGUGGAGCUGGGGUGCUGCUCCUGCUGAGAACACCGACGCUGUGGGCUCGCGCGACCUCGUCCUGGUCUCGGUUGUGGACGGACACGCAGGUGACGCCACCUCCAAGCUCCUCGAGCGUACCCUCCACCCCACGCUUGCUCUUGCCCUUGCUGGUCUGCAGGCCGGUAUCGUUCCCGGUGCCAGCUGGUACUCGAACCUCGCCGAUACCCUCACUUGGGCCAAGACGUGGUCCCCCUCCAACGUUGCCAAGACGCUUCAGAAUGCCUAUGUCCAGCUCGACGACAACAUCUGCCAUGAACCCAUCAAGAUGCUCCCCGAGCUUCUCAAGACCGACGACAUUGUCAAGACGGUCGAGACGCGCCACAAGUUUGUCGCCCUUACCGAGCCCGCCUCGCACGGUGCCGUCGCGGCCUCAGCACUGGUCGAUGCCGAGAACAAGGGUCUCUACGUGGCUGUCGCCGGUGACUGCCGUGCUGUUGCUGGCUGGCAGCGUCCGGACGGUUCGUGGCGCUGUGACACGCUCACCGAGGACCAGAUGGGCGACAACCCCAAGGAGGUCGCCCGCAUGCGCUCCGAGCACCCUGUGCACGAGGCAGACACUGUGAUCCGCAACGGUCGCGUGCAGGGUGGCCUUCAACCCACCCGUGCGUUCGGUGAUGCUGUCUACAAGUGGACGACUCUGCAGGGCGAAGCCAUUGCCGCUGUCUUCAAGGACGAGGGCGCCAAGCCCCGCUCUAUCCGUCCGUGGAACUUUACCCCGCCCUACGUCACUGCCAGGCCAGAGGUUACAUACCGCAGCUUGGAGGGUGAGGACAAGUUGCGCUUCGUCGUUCUUGCCACCGAUGGACUGUGGGACCGUAUCACGUCCGAAGAGGCGGCUCUCCUCGUUGCCGGCUACCUCGCACACCCCAAGGCCGAGCCCAUCUCCAAGGAAGGCCUUGCCACAGAGAUCCCUCUCGCCCUCACCGAGCCCCGUCCUUACCCCGUCGAGGCGUUGCCCGGUACAGGCAAGCGUGCCAAGGGCACCUGGGCGUUUGACGGCGACAAGAACGCUGCCACUCACCUGAUCCGUAAUGCGUUUGGCGGCGCCGACCGUAAGGAGUUCCAGGAGCUGCUGAGUCUCCACGGCCCUGCGGCGAGGUACUUCCGCGACGACAUGACUGUGACGGUUGUUCUUUUCGACGACGAGGGCAAGAGCAGCAACUAA
Molecule: messenger RNA, 1722 nt
Organism: Apiotrichum porosum
Lineage: Eukaryota; Fungi; Basidiomycota; Tremellomycetes; Trichosporonales; Trichosporonaceae
Exons: 4
Coding region: 1-1722 (573 amino acids)
Biological process (GO): protein dephosphorylation
Molecular function (GO): protein serine/threonine phosphatase activity
Source: RefSeq, a predicted model, not a curated record